Exophiala dermatitidis NIH/UT8656 is the source of this 1920-nucleotide messenger RNA. RefSeq lists its product as uncharacterized. Lineage: Eukaryota; Fungi; Ascomycota; Eurotiomycetes; Chaetothyriales; Herpotrichiellaceae. Gene Ontology annotation, cellular component: cell division site; cell tip; nucleus. The transcript has 7 exons. Gene Ontology annotation, biological process: carbon catabolite repression of transcription. Gene Ontology annotation, molecular function: protein binding. The coding region runs from base 1 to 1920 and encodes 639 amino acids. The record is from RefSeq and is a predicted model, not a curated record.
AUGUUUGCGAUUCCUCCUCCCCCGCGGUAUCCCACAAACAGCGGCUUGAUAGCCGCGACGCUCGAGACGCAGAAUACCCUAACCCAUCGAGAAGGUCCCGAGUACACGUUCCAAGCAGGCGAGGGCACCUAUGUCCUCCGAGACGACCUACAACUUGCGACGCCUCCUCCGCAUCCCUCGGAAGCACCAGUACUCAAUCCCAACCCAUUAGCGACAGGAGUGGUACCUCCAACCAGUGGGGUCAAGUUAUCGCUCGUCUCGUUGAACCCGAAACAGGUCGACCAUGACUUGUACAAGCCACCGACUGCCACCAGCAGUCUCUUACGAUGGAAAUCUCUUGGACUCAACAACAACCGGGAGAGCAAAGAAGCAAAGGAGAGCAGAGAAGCGCGAGAACGGGAACGAGAACGAGAACAGCAUCAAGAGAAAGAAUCCAGAUUUUCUAUGGAGACGACCAGCGACACCAGUAAUCCGGCGGCAUCGGCAAAUGGCAGCAAUAAGUCGAGUACGGUUCGGGCAUUUGGGGAGGGAAAUGCUGCACUUUCGCCCGUCAUCAGCCGUGGAGACGGCCUGAAGAGACGCAAGCCCAAAAACAACAUCAUCAAGAGCAAUUCUUCGUUUGUGUCCCGGGUGAUCCCUCAUGAAGCAUUGCCGAAAAAGCUGGCGGAGCGGGAUCAAGGCGGGACCUUUGCCUUUGCCAACAUCAACCGGGCCUUUCAGUGGCUCGAUCUGUCCUCGAGCUCGAAACAGGAUCCAUUGACCAAGAUCCUCUUCACAAAGGCCCAUAUGCUGUGCCACGAUGUCAACCCUCUCACGAAACACUCGACGCAUAUGGACGUGGUCAUGGGCUCAUCCGCCAGUGAUAUAAUCUGGUAUGAGCCCAUGUCUCAGAAAUACGCGCGCAUCAACAAGAAUGGCAUCAUCAACAACUCGGCCGUUGCGAAGAUCAAGUGGAUCCCGGGCUCGGAGAAUCAUUUUCUUGCUGCCCACAUGGACGGGAAACUGGUGGUGUAUGACAAGGAGAAAGAAGACGCCCCGUUUGUGUCGGAAGAAAUGGUCGAUGAAGGCAUCGGGAUCGAAGACGACGACGAAGACUCGGCUUUGGUCAUCAGUAAAAGUGUCAACUCGUCCAACCAGCGAGCCAACCCGGUGGCUCUUUGGAAGAUUUCAAACCAGGCCAUUACCGACUUUGCCUUCUCGCCAGACAGCAAGCACCUGGCUGUGGUAGGAGAUGACGGUUGCCUCCGGAUUAUUGAUUACUUGCAGGAAAGGAUGACUGAUUUAUAUUCAUCCUACUACGGCGCUUUCACCUGUGUUUGUUGGUCGCCAGAUGGUAAGUACGUGCUCACCGGCGGCCAGGACGAUCUCGUCACCAUCUGGUCGCUAGAGGAACGACAGAUCAUUGCUCGAUGUCCAGGCCAUGAUUCCUGGGUCACAGCAGUGGCUUUCGAUCCCUGGCGUUGUGACGGUCAAAGCUACCGUUUCGGUAGUGUCGGGGAAGAUUGCAAGUUGUUACUGUGGGACUUUAGCGUCGGCAUGCUUCAUCGUCCGAAAGGGCUUACUGCCAGGACGAGAGGCAGUAUCUCGACACAGUCGGUUUCUCUUCUACGUCAACGGACAGAGAGCAAUAGUGUGAUCAAUAGGAUCCGCUCGGAUUCCAAUCGAACAGGCAGCUUCGUCCAGCAAGAUAUUGUCGAUGAGUCUGAAUUUAUCAAUCAUCCGGUAGAGCCUCGGGCUCGGACGGCCCAGCUUCCGCCGGUCAUGUCCAAAAAGAUUGAUGAACACCCACUGAGCGGGCUGGCAUUUGAGCAGGACUGUAUCAUUACCUCUUGUCUCGAAGGGCACGUGCGUACCUGGGAUCGUCCGAGAGAAGGCGCAAACAGUAGCCAAAUCGACCUGGCGGGAAAUCAGAGGCCUUGA